UCAAAGAUGAUGUCAGCCGCGGAUCAGUUGGAGCGCGAUCAGCCGCCCAGCCGUUGUCAGGUGGACUGUUCAGCCAACGUAGCGGCAGGGUGUAGAAACAAGGCCAACUCAGGCCAGAGGAACGGAGAGACUGCGUCAUCCUCCCCGGAGAGCGGGAGCUUGAACGGAGACGCAAAGCGAACCGGGAAAAGCCGCCGUCGCAGGAAACGCUCGUCCAACCCCGAGAACCGCCCCGAAGGGAAGGUGGAGGGCAAAGCCAAGAAUGAGGAGAAGCCGAAUAAAGCUGCGACAGGCCAGAGCCAAGCGCCUGACCCCCGAGCUGCGCUGGUCGGCCUGCAGUCCGAGUGCACCAACGUGUGGUUCGAGCGAAACGUCUACGAGCGAGCGGAGAGUCUCUACCAGAGCCGGCUGGCGAGCUCCUCCAACUCCAACGUGGCCGCCAAGAUGAACGGGUCACCUCCAGCUGCUGGGAAACAUUCCAACUCUCCGGCAUCCACCGCCGCCCCGGCUCAACCCUCAGGAGCGGCGAGUCACCACGGCAACCAGGUGGCCUGCCAUCACGUGGCCUGCGAAGAGUCCGCGCAGCCGUCCGUCCCAAACUCUUUGGAUCUCCCGCCCGCGUCCAACCGCUCCAGGACACCCAGGACACCCAGGACACCCGAUGAAGGGUACCAAUCUCUCGCCCCGACUCCUGCGACUCCCGUCAACCAGCAGGCAGCGGUCACGCCGACCAAUCGGCAGUCGAUUAACGGACUGCCCCGCAUCCCAGUGGGGCUGCUGAGAGGCGUUUGGUUGGAGAAACCUCUGUACGACCGCGCCGAAGCAGCCUUCUACCAAAAUCUUUACGGCAACAACUCCUCCUCUAAGAGAUCCAGCUGCAACUCCGCCACCAGAAGUAGCGACCCGCCUCAAAGCCUUGUAGAAGAAGAAGAGGAGGAGGAGGAAGCGGCGGCGGAAGAGGAAAAAGGAGCAGGCGCGCAGGGUAAAGCAGCGGACAACUUCCACGCUCUGCAUCCGAUCCAGGAGGAAGAGGAGGAGCCAGCGGGGGCGGCAGCGGUGGCGGCGAAGGAAACCCCCGAGAAAAAAGGUGGAGCAUCGGGGUCGGGACUCUGCUACUUCCUCCACCCGGACAGCGAGCGGGUGUGGCUGGACAAGUGGCGGUACGAUGAUGCGGAGGUCCGUUUCCAUGGUUACAGUGGGAGCGAAGCCCCGGCGGCGAAGGCGAAGGCGAAGGGUCGGAGGCCGGAAGCGGACGCCUCAUCUGUCGCCUCCGCCGCCCCACUGAGGGACAAGUAUGACCAAAAGCCGGAGAACGGAGCCGCUUCAGUUCCUCUUUCAUCUUUUUUUAAUUUUUUAUAUCAUCGAGUAAAGAUGAGCACCCUCGACUUUCUAGCCCAGGAGAAGAUCUGGUUUGAUAAACCUCGUUACGACGAGGCCGAGAGACUCUUCUACGAGGGCGCGAACGGCUCCUCACCAUCAACGCAGGAUGUCGGAGCACCAUCCAACACCAUCCUGCAAGACAUUGCUCGGGCUCGGGAGAACAUCCAGAAGUCUCUAGCAGGACUGAAGACUACACUGUGUAACAGAAGGUCUGAUCAGCGUUCCCUGAGCCAACAAUCCCAGUUCAGCACCACCAGCAGCAGCCCAGCUGAUCAAGGAGAAAUCGUCUCACGCAUCAAAAGCCUGGAGCUGGAGAACAACAGCUUAAACAAAGUGGUGGAGGACUUGAGGGCAGCACUAUCCAAACUGGAAUGUCGAGUAGCAGUUUUGGAGAAAUCGCCCGCAACUGUAACUCCCGCUACUGCACCGGCUCCUGCAGUCCCCUACACAAACGGCACUACCGUCCAGCAGAAAACCAGCAAACCAGUUGACGAGGAGGAGGAUGAUGACGAUGAUAUCGACCUGUUCGGCAGCGACGAGGACGAUGAAGAGGCAGAGAAACUCAAAGAGCAGAGGUUGAAAGAGUACGCAGACAAGAAAGCCAAGAAGCCCGGCCUCAUCGCCAAGUCCUCGAUCUUACUGGAUGUCAAACCUUGGGAUGAUGAGACAGACAUGGCGAAGCUUGAGGAGUGUGUGCGCUCGGUGCAGGCUGACGGCCUCUUAUGGGGGUCGUCCAAACUGGUUCCCGUGGGUUACGGCAUCAAGAAGCUCCAGAUCGCCUGCGUGGUGGAAGACGACAAGGUGGGGACGGACCUGCUGGAGGAGGAGAUCACCAAGUUUGAAGACUAUAUUCAGAGUGUCGACGUAGCAGCGUUCAAUAAGAUCUGAUCCCAGUACGUCUCGUCUUGUCUGUCGUCACGCCUCGUUUCUGCUGAUUGUGUCAACGGUUAAUCAUGAUAAUAAAAACACUCUUGCACUUAA
This is a messenger RNA of Scomber scombrus (Atlantic mackerel), 2361 nucleotides long. RefSeq lists its product as uncharacterized. The record is from RefSeq and is a predicted model, not a curated record. Gene Ontology annotation, cellular component: eukaryotic translation elongation factor 1 complex; cytosol. The coding region runs from base 7 to 2268 and encodes 753 amino acids. The transcript is spliced from 9 exons. Gene Ontology annotation, biological process: translational elongation. Gene Ontology annotation, molecular function: guanyl-nucleotide exchange factor activity; translation elongation factor activity. NCBI's taxonomy places the organism in Eukaryota, Metazoa, Chordata, Actinopteri, Scombriformes, Scombridae.